AUGUCAGCACAUACCCCAAGGAGAGAGGGAAAGGUGGGUGCAACAAGCGAUGGUGAAAGCAGGCCCAAGGCAGCAGCAACAUUGGUUGCUGCUGCCCUGGGACAGCACAGGUGCGUGCAUUGUGGUGACAGCAGCAGGCCCAAGGCAGCAGCAACAUUGGUUGCUGCUGCCCUGGGACAGCACAGGUGCGUGCAUUGUGGUGACAGCAGCAGGCCCAAGGCAGCAGCAACAUUGGUUGCUGCUGCCCUGGGACAGCACAGGUGCGUGCAUUGUGGUGACAGCAGCAGGCCCAAGGCAGCAGCAACAUUGGUUGCUGCUGCCCUGGGACAGCACAGGUGCGUGCAUUGUGGUGACAGCAGCAGGCCCAAGGCAGCAGCAACAUUGGUUGCUGCUGCCCAGGGACAGCACAGCAGCAGGCCCAAGGCAGCAGCAACAUUGGUUGCUGCUGCCCAGGGACAGCACAGGUGCGUGCAUUGUGGUGACAGCAGCAGGCCCAAGGCAGCAGCAACAUUGGUUGCUGCUGCCCUGGGACAGCACAGGUGCCUGCAUUGUGGCAGCAGCAGGCCCAAGGCAGCAGCAACAUUGGUUGCUGCUGCCCUGGGACAGCACAGGUGCGUGCAUUGUGGUGACAGCAGCAGGCCCAAGGCAGCAUCAACAUUGGUUGCUGCUGCCCAGGGACAGCACAGGUGCGUGCAUUGUGGUGACAGCAGCAGGCCCAAGGCAGCAGCAACAUUGGUUGUUGCUGCCCUGGGACAGCACAGGUGCCUGCAUUGUGGCAGCAGCAGGCCCAAGGCAGCAGCAACAUUGGUUUCUGCUGCCCUGGGACAGCACAGGUGCGUGCAUUGUGGUGACAGCAGCAGGCCCAAGGCAGCAGCAACAUUGGUUGCUGCUGCCCUGGGACAGCACAGGUGCGUGCAUUGUGGUGACAGCAGCAGGCCCAAGGCAGCAGCAACAUUGGUUGCUGCUGCCCUGGGACAGCACAGGUGCCUGCAUUGUGGUGACAGCAGGCCCAGUGCAACAGAAACAUUGGUUGCUGCUGCCCUGGGACAGCACAGGUGCCAGCAUUGUGGUAACAGCAGGCCCAAGGCAGCAGCAACAUUGGUUGCUGCUGCCUUGCGCUCGAACAGUAGGGCGUGUGCUGCCCCACGUUCCCCUUCAGUGCGCAGUUCUCCCAGGACACUCGGGAGCGGGGGUCGUAGCCCGGUCACCCCACGUGUGAGCUGCGUGUCGCCAACAGCGCGCGCUGCUCGUCGCGCGGGCUCCUCCGCUGCUACGCGCGCGGGCUCCUCCGCUGCUCGUCGCACGGGCUCCUCCGCUGCUCGUCGCGCGGGCUCCUCCGCUGCUCGUCGUGCGGGCUCCUCCGCUGCUCGUCGCGCGGGCUCCUCUGCUGCUCGUCGCGCGGGCUCCUCCGUUUCUCGUCGGGUGGGCUCCUCCGCUGCUCGUUGCGCAUUCACGCGGGCUGCUCGUCUCCCAGUGCACGAGCUGCGUUGUCUGGAGCGUCCACCCUCAGCGCCCGGGGCGUGA
Closterium sp. Yama58-4 is the source of this 1524-nucleotide messenger RNA. The record is from the annotation of a GenBank genome assembly. NCBI's taxonomy places the organism in Eukaryota, Viridiplantae, Streptophyta, Zygnematophyceae, Desmidiales, Closteriaceae.